AAAAUGAAUAAAAGCAGUGUCUCUCCAAAAGAAAAUGACACUUGUUGUUAAUCUUGCAGCACGAGUUAGUUCACUAUCUCUUCCUUUCCUCUUUCAAACCCUAACCAUUUCUCAAUUUUUUCAUCUCCCCCAACCAAAAUCAAACAAAAUUCUCCAAAAACAAAAUCCAAUAAUAACACAAUAAUCCAUUUUCUCACCAACACUUUCUCAGUGUAAUCUCAAAUGGGUGAACCAAACACGUCCCAAGGGAAUGGACACUGAACUUCUCUCACUUCUUCUUCUUCUUCUUCUUCUGCAUUGUACUUCCAAUGGGAAAAUCCGAAGAAGAACAACAUCUGCCACGUGGCGCUACCUCAUCGGAUCGACCGCAGAAUGCGGAAACAGAGUGUCGGCGCUGUUGUUGUUGUUCUCAGAUUCAGAAACUCGUUGGUUUCAGAUGCAUUCUCGUUUUUCUCUUCUCUCUUGCUUUGUUCCUCUCUGCUUUGUUCUGGUUGCCUCCGUUUCUUCACCUCGCAGAUCAGAAGAAUCUGCACGAUGAUUCCAAAUAUAAAGGUCAUGAUAUUGUUGCAAGCUUUAUUGUUCAUAAGCCGGUCACUGUGCUAGAAGAUUACAAAUUGCAGCUCGCACGGGAAAUUUUUGAUGAGAUAGAAGCUCCCUCUACUACAACAGUGAACAUCUUGUCUCUAGACCCGUUACCUCGGCCAAACAUGACAAAAGUGGUAUUUGCAGUCGAUCCUGAUGGUGGUGAAUACUCAGAAGCGUCUUCUCCCGCCAUAAGUUUGAUAAGAUCAUUAUUUACGUCCUUGGUGAUACACCAAUCAGUUCUCCAGCUCACUUCAUCCUUAUUUGGAGAUCCCGUCUUUUUUGAAGUGCUGAAAUUUAAAGGAGGAAUUACUAUAAUUCCACAACAGAAUGCAUUUCCUUUGCAGAAAGUGCAAACAAAAUUCAAUUUUUCUUUGAAUUUUCCCAUAUAUCAAAUACAAGUACAUUUCAAUGAGCUGACAAAUCAGCUAAAGUCUGGAUUACAUCUGACAUCCUAUGAGAACUUGCAAGUCGUCUUGUCAAAUUCUGAAGGUUCAACAGUAGAUGCUCCCACGAUUAUUCAAUCCUCGGUUCUACUUGCGGUUGGGAUUCCUCCAUCCAAAAAGAGGCUAAAGCAAUUGGCGCAAACCAUCAUGGGACCUCAUAAUCUUGGCUUGAAUAACACUGAGUUUGGUAGGGUUAAGCAAGUCAGACUUUCAACCAUCUUGCAGCACUCCCUUAACGGAAGUGAUACCGGCUCCGCGAGAUCACCUGCUCCUGCUCCAGUGCCUCAUUCCUCACACCAUCACCACCACCACCACCAUCAUCAUCAUCACCACCAUCAUGAUACCCAUCUAACUCCUGCAACUUCUCCUAUACCCGCACCUGCACCUACACCUAAUCCUUGGGAGGGUGUAACUACACCUGGAGUUGGUUCUCCCGCAUCUACAAAAAGUGCACCUACACCUCAGAAAAGUUCUCAAGCUCAUCCUCCUGAUUGCCCAUUUGAGCGUAGAAAAAGGUCUACGCGUAAUGCUAGGAGACAUACUUAUCUAACACCUUCCAUUGCCCCUAGCAUUGAACAUCAUCACCAUGUUCCUAUUUCAUCACCAAAACCACAGGUUGAACCUCCUACACAUGCCUCUCAUUCAGUACCUGCUUUAAGUCCUUUGCCAAAUGUAGCUUUUGCUCAUGCGGAGCCCCCACCUAAGAGCGGCCCUGCUGCAGAACAACCACCCACACAGUUUCAUGGGUUAUCAAUAUCACCAUCCUCUGCAGGUUGUCUUGGAGCUGUUAAAUGGACAUCUUUAAUAUUUGUUGUACUUAUGUUACAUGUGUGACAAAGUGCUAAACUUGUACCAUUUGGAAAAGAUAAAACUAGAUUACUAUGAAUGUGAGCUACGCAAAGUGUGAGCUACACAUGUAUGAGUGGAUGUAAGUUGUCAUCAUUGGUGUAAAUAGUUGAUUAAAAAUAUCCAGAUGGUGUAUGUACCCAUUUUCAGGUCAAAGUCCAUAAGUGGCAGGCCUUGAUUACAUGCAUUACCUUUGUUUUGUUAUGUAAGAUGAAAAAAAAAGAGAGAAGUAAAGAAACAAUUUUCUUUUA
Lathyrus oleraceus (garden pea) is the source of this 2125-nucleotide messenger RNA. RefSeq lists its product as uncharacterized. Bases 309 to 1862 code for a protein of 517 amino acids. The record is from RefSeq and is a predicted model, not a curated record. The transcript has 5 exons. NCBI's taxonomy places the organism in Eukaryota, Viridiplantae, Streptophyta, Magnoliopsida, Fabales, Fabaceae.